GAGAAGCUGAGAGGUCUAUGUCCUGCGCACCAACUUUUAUGUGGCGGGAAUGACCAACACAAGAAGGUGGUUUUAGCAGGGCGCGUGACUGCACGAGUAACAUACAGUGAAUAACCUCUUACAGUAUUCGUCGCAAGCGCUUUACUGGACUUAGUAUUCAAGCGCUCUGAGCAGUCAGUUCACUGUUGCAGCUUAAAGGACGAGUCCUGGGGUUGAAAGAAACAAUCCUCUGCAUAGGAGGGUUUUCCUGCUGAUCUGUAUAGUGGAACACGUAUAUCUUUCUCUGUUUCUAGAGAUCACGAAAAUACUGUUAAUUCUUGGUUGUCUGUGAUUCAAAUCCCUUCCGAUUCGACGUUGAGAUUAGGUGCUACUGUCAGUCAUAGCACGCGGCUUAGUCAGUUACCAGUCUUCUGAAACUCUCGUAACCCUAAGUAAUUGAUAAAUGGACUCAUUAAACGAAUCCUUGUGCCUGCAAGAUCUAGUUGCUGGUGUUGGUUCCCCACACCACGUUGUACACGACACUGUUGUCAUGCCGGUAGUUGCGACAUCACAUCCCCCCACCAUAGGCCCGGUUACUCCGCUGGUUCAGGUAUCAGCUGUCCCGAUGUCUGUUCACGGACUACACACGGGCCAGCUACCCGUGGCCGGAAUCUCUGUACACCGGCACAGUCUUCAUGAAAACGCCAGCACUCCGUGUUCCAGCAGCUCAAGCAUAGGACAUGACCUUGGCGUUGAGCACAAGAAACGAGACUCAGGUGCUAUUAGUGGAAAGUCUGGCCAAGGAACUGUGGACAGUCACGAUAUUUCGAGUGACGACGAUCCGAAGAAGAAGAAACGACAGCGACGACAGAGAACUCACUUUACCAGUCAACAACUCCAGGAACUUGAGGCAGCUUUCUCUCGAAACAGAUAUCCCGACAUGUCUACCCGAGAAGAAAUAGCUAUGUGGACUAACUUAACUGAAGCCCGCGUUAGGGUCUGGUUCAAAAACCGUAGAGCGAAAUGGCGAAAGCGUGAACGGAACGCAGGAGCUGAAUUGAAGAAUGGAUUCGGCACCCAGUUUAACGGGCUAAUGCAACCUUUUGAUGACGGUUUGUACUCUGGGUAUUCCUCGUACAACAAUUGGGCAUCAAAGGUCCCGAGCUCUCUAGGUGCAAAGAGCUUUCCUUGGCCAGGGCUCAAUUCGGUAAAUGUCAAUCCACUCACCUCUGUGGUCCCUAACCAGGGCAUGGGAUGUUUUAACACAGCCCCUACAGGAAUCACAUCGUCCAAUAUCAUGCCCAACGUCAACAUGCCAGUUAACAGCCUCAAUAACCCAAUGGCCCCUUGCCCAUACGCUGCUGCUACGCCCCCUUACGUUUAUCGUGAUCAGUGCCCCUCCAUGUCUUCUAGUAUAGCAUCCCUCCGGCUUAAAGCUAAACAGCAUACUGUCACAGGGUUUAGCACCUACACACCCAUGUCACCACGUCAAACACCUACCUUGUCUCCAUGUCAGUAUGCUACAGUUGACAGGCCAGGAGUCUAAGUUACGUGACUUCAGUUAACCAUACCCAUUCCGCUGUCCUCACUGUGAUUUAUGUAAAGCAGAGAGCAUUUAAUUUUCUCAUUAAAUGACGUAUUACAAAACUAUCGUAUCAGUCAGAACCUUCACAAACUGUGUAUUUCAAUGUCCGUGACCUUACUGUGAGAUACAUAAACGUUAUAACUUAUAACAAAAUGGCUUAUUCUUUAAACAGUAGAAUUAAGUAACUUGAAGUUCAAAAAUAUAGAGUCAAGCUCCAUUGUUCUAAGUUACAGCCAUUCAUGUUUCCCAUGGCAACAAUGAAAUACAAAGUUUAUUUUGGAAAAGACGAUAUUAGACUAUGUAUUUGUAAUUGAUAAAAACCUUUAAAAACAAUAUGAUGUAAAAGUGUUAUUCUAAGUCAGUGAGAUACGAUUUUUUCUGGCUGAAGUUGUUUGGUUAAUAACCUUUUUUUUUCUAAGUAUCUUUGAUGUUGUUACCCUGGCGCAUGUGCAGUGAUGAUAUUAAACAAAUCCUCAUUUAAACAGAUAUAUUUUGAUAAUUACUUUCUUUUUACUGCUGUUUGUAAGUUCUUGUAUUUAUUUAUUAUUAGGUGAUUUUUAUAAUUCUGUGAAUAUUUGUUGAAGAAAUUGAAAAUGUUCAAAAGUUAAACAACUCAUUUCUUAAUUUCGUUUACCUGUUUUCUUAUUUUAACAAACAACUUUAGAAUUGUCUCUGAUUUAAUAUGGGAAAGAAGUAGAAAGUAAAACUAUACAAUAAUAACUAUAGUAAACCAGGUAAAAUAUAAGUUGCCAAAUAAUACAAUAUUGCUUUUACUAUACAGGCUUUAUCUCAUGGAAAGCCUUUUACUUUACGGAACAUUAUGAAUAUAUUACAUUAAUUAAAAAGUAUUUUGUAUUUCCUGGUUUUUCAGUUGUAAACAAAUUCAUUGCUGUGUUUAGUGAAACGUGAUUUUGGCAAAAGUCGAAAUUAUAUAACUAACCUAUGUAUAUUAAUUUUUAAUUUUAUUCAGCUCCUAGCAGUUGGUUUCAAACUCAAUGUCAAGUAAUUAUAAACAUCAUUAAACUUCUCUAACUAUUCCACCAGGUGAUGCACGCAGAACUUUAAUGGCAGUCAACAUCUUUCCGCAAUCACUACUAAUGUGCAUUAUAUAUCUAGCCACUAACUAGUCAUAAACUAAAUAAUUUCAACCCGUUUGACUUUUGUUCUGUAUCAUAUUAUACUUACUUAAUUUGAAGUAAUUUCUAAAAUAAGAUUCAUAACCUCAAUCACGCGAUUUCGUAGCCCUUAAGAUAUUUAUCUGUCUCAACCAUUGUUAAAAUCACGAAUUCUAAAUCAGAGUUAAGAAUGUAGAGACUAAUUUUCAGAGUAUUAUUUGCUGUAAAUUACUUAUUUUUAUAGAAUUAGAUGUUUGAAAAAUCUCAGCUUUAAGAUUAGCAAAAUAAAAAGUUUCACUCAAGUAACUUUAAUUUUCAAGACCUACCAAACUUGGCCUCAAAUAAUAACUGUAACCCAAAAAUUUUAAUACUAAGGUAAAAAGAAGUAUUUAAAUAAACUGUUUGUCUAUUGUACACCAUUUGAAUCAAUCUUGCGAUUUUCCCUUUUAUCAUUUCCGAAUCAGGUAUUUUUUUAUAGACGAAAGUUUAUUUUAUGCCUAAUACAUUUUUUUGCAGUUCGUCCUUGAAACUAUUAAAAAUUCUAGUCAGUUUUAUUUUUAUUUUUUUGUAAAUACAUCUUGUGACAGUAUUUUUAAAAUAAUAUUUUAUUCGAAGUUCAAAGUAGCUUUAAGUGAUAUGCUCAAAAAUGGUAAAGUUAAGGAGACAAUAGCGGUUAUCACACAGAUGUAUUACAGAAAUAAAGUCAACGUUUAAUAGUGCACAAUAAAUUUACAGUGAGACCGUCCCCAGUCUCAAAAUACAAUAAAAAUUGUUGUACUCAAUAAUUUUACCGUAUAAAGAUAAGAUUAUUAAGUAAAACGAUUUUUUAUUGUAUUUGGAGACUUUUAAAUUCACUGUGUAUUAUUAAACAUUGUCUUUAUUUCUGUCAUACAUCUGAGUGAAAACUUGCACAAGUAUCGUCCUAACCUUAAUAGUUGUUAUGUUUAUUUAUAACAACGUUUGUCCAGAGUAAGAUAUUUAUAUUUCACACCAACGGAGUAGAUGAAGUUACAGAUGCUCGAUUUUAAAUGUAUUUGUUAUAAAUAUACAAAGGCGAUUCUUUAACUUAAAAACAAAUGUUCCUUUGAUCUUGAAAAUAAUUAGCAAGUUAUAUUCUAAAGAAUAAUUCUGUAUUUCUAAUAUAGUCUCUUUAUCCUAAAAUAGUAGUUCAAUGUGGUCGGACAAGAGAAAGUAACUUGGUAUGUGUUCUAGGAAAAAGUGUCAUUGUUUUAUAAAUCCAAGCAACACUGUAAAUACCCAAACCAAAAGUGUUUGUUCUCUAAUCUAAUGGCAUAAACAACAAUUCACGUUAUUCACCACUGUAAAGUUCGAUAUAUAUGUAAAGAUACGAGUCCAGAUGUGUGACGUUUCUUCAAAUAUAUAAUAAGUGGUCGAUACAUGGUGUUAAAGGCUUUCCACGAUAGCACCACAUCAUUGUUCUAUAUGAGUAUGAUGUUUACUACUAAGUCUUGCUGAUGAUGUAUAUUUGGUAUACUAUGUUCAUUAAAACCUUUCUUUUAGAACGUC
Limulus polyphemus (Atlantic horseshoe crab) is the source of this 4206-nucleotide messenger RNA. RefSeq names its product pituitary homeobox x-like. The record is from RefSeq and is a predicted model, not a curated record. Gene Ontology annotation, molecular function: RNA polymerase II cis-regulatory region sequence-specific DNA binding; DNA-binding transcription factor activity, RNA polymerase II-specific. Gene Ontology annotation, cellular component: nucleus. The transcript is spliced from 3 exons. Lineage: Eukaryota; Metazoa; Arthropoda; Merostomata; Xiphosura; Limulidae. Gene Ontology annotation, biological process: regulation of transcription by RNA polymerase II; anatomical structure morphogenesis. The coding region runs from base 443 to 1525 and encodes 360 amino acids.